UACGGCACGGCACAGAAAUUAGCAUAGAAAACGUUUCGCACUUUAUCAAUAAAAUAUUUCGUAAGAUUUUAAGGACAAACUAACAAAAGUUUACAUAAAAUUUCUAUAUCAAUAUAGCGAAAAUAAAAAUUUAAUAUACAUUGGUGUAAGCAUUUACUUGUGAAUAAGAUAUUGUCAACUUAAGAAAUACCUGACAUUUAUCAAAUAUGCCUGGAACUGGAUUGAUAUUGGCAGGGCUUGGACUUGCAGCAAUUGGAUAUGGAGGUCGCUUUUUAAAAAGAUAUGCCAAAAAUGCUGAGAAUCUUUACAAGAAAGUAGAAACUCUUCAGUCUGGGGCCUUAAGUGGGUAUUACCGUGGUGGUUUUGAACAGAAGAUGACCAAAAGAGAAGCAUGUCUUAUUCUUGGAGUAAGCCCAUCCUCUUCACAAGCAAAAAUUAAGCAGGCUCAUAAAAGAAUUAUGCUUUUAAAUCAUCCUGAUAGAGGUGGUUCGCCACUAAUUGCAACAAAAAUAAAUGAGGCCAAAGAUUACUUGGAAAGUAAAAAGCCAUGAAAGUAGACCUAUGUGUAUAUCACCAGACUGUGAUAUGUCUUCCAUAUAAAGAAAAUACUGAGAAAAAGCAGAGAACAAUUAGCGCAAAAAAAAUAAAAAUAGAACAAUACGCCCAAAAAUGGUGAAUAUGUAAUGAAUGGUGGGCUUUUAGUUUUCUAUUUUUUUUUAAUUUUUAUUUUUUGACUGAACAUGAAAGUCACACUAAUCCGUAAUUUAUGCCAUUUGUUAUACAUGUAGUCUCAUAGAAAUAUAAG
Molecule: messenger RNA, 805 nt
Organism: Ruditapes philippinarum (Manila clam)
Lineage: Eukaryota; Metazoa; Mollusca; Bivalvia; Venerida; Veneridae
Product: mitochondrial import inner membrane translocase subunit TIM14-like
Exons: 6
Coding region: 207-551 (114 amino acids)
Biological process (GO): protein import into mitochondrial matrix
Cellular component (GO): PAM complex, Tim23 associated import motor
Molecular function (GO): ATPase activator activity
Source: RefSeq, a predicted model, not a curated record